Malurus melanocephalus (red-backed fairy wren) is the source of this 486-nucleotide messenger RNA. Its product is annotated as nuclear receptor coactivator 1-like. Gene Ontology annotation, molecular function: nuclear receptor binding. Bases 41 to 478 code for a protein of 145 amino acids. Gene Ontology annotation, biological process: cellular response to hormone stimulus; positive regulation of transcription by RNA polymerase II. Lineage: Eukaryota; Metazoa; Chordata; Aves; Passeriformes; Maluridae. The record is from RefSeq and is a predicted model, not a curated record. The transcript has 4 exons. Gene Ontology annotation, cellular component: nucleus.
GGGAUUGGGAUGGGGUGAGGCACAGCAGCGCUAUGAACUGAUGCAGUGUUUCACUGUGGCACAGCCCCGGGCCUUCCGGGAUGAUGGAGAGGAUUUCCAGUCGUGCCUGAUCUGCAUCGCCCGGAGGCUCCCGCGCCCGGCGCCUGCCCCAGCUGAGUCCUUCGUCACCAAACAGGACACCACAGGGAAGAUCAUCUCCAUCGACACGAGCUCGCUGCGCGCCGGGGGCCGGGCGGGAUGGGAGGAUCUGGUCCGGAAAUGCAUCUACGCCUUCUUCCAGCCGCAGGGCCGACAGGCGUCCUACGCCAAACAGCUCUUCCAGGAGGUGAUGACCCGCGGCGCCGCCUUCAGCCCCCCGUACCGCUUCACGCUGAGCGACGGCUCCGUGCUGAGCGCCCAAACCAAAUGCAAACUCUGCUGCCCCUCGGGCCCCGAGGCUCAGCCCUUCAUCAUGGGCGUGCACGUCAUCGACAGGUGAGAGAUCCU